GUGACCUUUAUUUAUCACAAUUUACGUCACAAAGUGAAAGUAUUUUCCAUAUAGAAGACUGCCAAUAUGUUGAGUUUGGUUUUGAUGAUGAUAUGAUGGCGGAAAGUGCUGAAUACCCGAAUAAUGUAAAUGGCGGAGCAUGGUAUUUUCGUGUGAAUAAAACCGAUUCAGCAAGGGUUUGGAGAGAAUUAUUAAUGUUAUUGAUCGGUGAACAAUUUGAAGAUCAUCUUCUCGAAGAUGAUGAUAUCUUUGGUUUAACUGUUUCGUCCAGGGCAACAUCUGACAUCUUCAAUAUUUGGAAUAAGAAUGCUGAUGCAAGUCAACAUUCAACAGUCUUGGAAAAACUGAAAACUUCUUUAUCACCAACGGAAUUACAAAUGCCAUACUAUAAAGCUCACUCAGAACACGCGGCAUUUAAAAAAACAGAACCUAGAUUUAAUCGGCAAAGAUAG
Molecule: messenger RNA, 452 nt
Organism: Entrophospora sp. SA101
Lineage: Eukaryota; Fungi; Glomeromycota; Glomeromycetes; Entrophosporales; Entrophosporaceae
Source: the annotation of a GenBank genome assembly